AUGGCGACGGCGACGGCGCUACGUCGCUUCGCGAUGGCGCGUCCUCGCUCGCACAUCGCAGCCGUCAAUACGAUGCGGUUCCAGCGUGCGCCGGUGCUCGCUGCUCAGCGCGUGCAUGCCAAUCCCUUCGCAUUCGGUAACCGCAACGUAUUCGGUGCCUUCUACUCGACUGAUAGUAGCGGAAAAGACGACGACAAGGACGAGGAGAAGCCUAAAGACGCAGACGAUGGAGACGAAGGCGUCGAAAUCUUAAUCGAGAACGACCUUGCCACUGUCGGGGAGGGCGACAAUGCCCCUACGUAUCCUCAUGUGCUGGCCAUGCCCGCUCUCCGCCGUCCGUUCUUCCCUGGCGUCGUGCUUCCCAUGACUAUCACGAACCCGGAGGUUACACGUGCACUGAUGGCACUCAAAGAGAGUGGACAGAAAUACGUCGGUGUGUUCCUGAAGAAGUCGAGCGGUGAUCCGCUGAAAUCCGGUGGAGGGGAGGACUUGGUGAAGAACUUGAGCGAGAUCCACCACGUGGGCAGCUUUGCCAGAAUCGACAACAUGCUGCCGUUUGACGCUAAUUCAGUACAAGUACUCAUGGUGUCGCAACGACGCAUUGCUAUCGAUGAUAUCCGAGAUGAAGGACCUCCUCUUCGUGUGAACAUUAGCAACCUGGACAACCCGUCUUUUGACCCGAAGAGCAAGUUGAUCAGAGCAUACUCGAAUGAGAUUGUUGCUACACUGAGGGAGAUCGUCAAGAUGAACCCUCUCUUCAAGGAUCACAUGCAGUACUUCUCACAGCGGAUUGAUAUCCACAACCCGUACAAACUGGCCGACUUUGCUGCGUCUGUGACUUCAGCGGAUGGAGAAGAGUUGCAGCAAGUGAUGGAGGAGAUGUCGUGUGAGGCAAGACUGAAGAAGGCUUUAGAGCUGAUUACCAAGGAGCUGGAGCUUAGCAAGGUGCAGCAAACGAUCAAGGAACAGGUGGAGGAGAAGGUUUCCAAGAACCAACGUAACUAUUUGUUGAUGGAGCAACUGAAGGCUAUUAAGAAGGAGCUGGGCAUGGAAAAAGACGACAAGGACGCCAUGAUCACCAAGUACCGCGAACGACUCGCUCAGUUUGAACCGGGUAGUAUCCCUGAGAAUGUAAACGAGGUCGUGGAAGAUGAACUGAACAAGAUGUCGAUGCUGGAGAAGAACUCUUCCGAGUUUAACGUCACGCGCAAUUACCUGGACUGGCUUACUCAGCUGCCAUGGGGUAAGGCUACUGAGGAGAACUUCGACCUUGCGAAGGCGAAACAGAUCCUGGAUGAAGACCACUACGGACUCAAGGACAUCAAGGAGCGCAUCUUGGAGUUUAUUGCAGUCUCCAAACUCAAGGGCGAUGUCCAGGGCAAAAUUAUCUGCUUCGUUGGCCCUCCUGGUGUCGGUAAGACGAGUAUCGGCAAGUCCAUUGCUCGCUCGUUGAACCGCGAGUUCUACCGCUUCUCCGUUGGCGGCCUCAGUGACGUUGCAGAGAUCAAGGGACAUCGUCGCACGUAUGUUGGAGCCAUGCCGGGCAAGAUCAUCCAGUGUUUGAAGUCGACUCAGAGCUCGAACCCACUGAUCUUGAUCGAUGAGAUCGACAAGUUGGGACGUGGAUACCAGGGAGAUCCGGCGUCGGCCUUGUUGGAGUUGCUGGACCCCUCGCAGAACAGCGGCUUCGUGGACCACUACAUGGAUGUGCCUGUUGAUUUGUCUCGAGUUCUCUUCAUCUGUACCGCCAACGUUACGGACACUAUCCCCGGACCGCUGCUGGAUCGAAUGGAAGUCCUGCGUCUGUCGGGCUACGACUCCCCGGAGAAGCUGGCGAUCGCUAAGGAAUACCUUGUGCCUAAAGCUCUAGAGAAAACGGGUCUUCAAAAGUCCGAGACUACUCCUGAGUCACUGGGCUUGACGGAUGAAGCUAUUCUGACGCUGGUCAAGCAGUACUGCCGUGAAAGCGGCGUGCGUAACUUGGAGAAGCACGUGGAGAAGGUUUUCCGCAAGGUUGCUCUUGAGGUGGUUGAAGAUAUCGAGAAAGCAAAUGCGGUUAAGUCCCAGGAGGCUGGCGAGUCGACUGCUGCGGAAGACACAGAGGAAUACAAGGAUCGUUUCCUCAUCUCACCGGAGAAGCUGUCGAAAUAUGUCGGCAAGCCGGUCUAUACGUCUGACCGCAUGUUCGACAAGCAGUUCCCUGGCGUUGUGAUGGGACUUGCCUGGACAGCUAUGGGUGGUGCAUCGCUAUACAUUGAGACGACCAAGGUGCACACGAAGGGCGACCGCUCGGGACUGAUCACCACGGGCCAGAUGGGAUCUGUGAUGGAGGAGAGUACGAAGAUCGCGCACACGUAUGCUCGUAGCAAGAUGCACGCAAUUGACCCAGAGAACAAGUUCUUCGAGGAAAAUGAGGUGCACUUGCACGUUCCAGAGGGAGCUACUCCGAAGGACGGACCAUCGGCUGGUUGCACUAUGGUGACGGCACUGCUUUCUCUCGCCAUGGACAAGACGGUGAAGCCCGACCUGGCUAUGACUGGAGAGCUGUCGCUUGUGGGUAAGGUGCUUCCUGUUGGUGGUAUCAAGGAGAAGACGAUUGCAGCCAAGCGAUCAGGCGUCAAGACUCUUAUCCUACCACUCGGCAACAAACGCGACUUCGACGAGCUGGAAGAGUACCUGAAAAAGGAUCUGGACGUCCACUUCGCUGACUACUACGACGAUGUGUAUAAGGUCGCUUUUGAGCAGUAG
This is a messenger RNA of Phytophthora nicotianae INRA-310, 2748 nucleotides long. RefSeq names its product ATP-dependent protease La. The transcript has 3 exons. Gene Ontology annotation, molecular function: ATP hydrolysis activity; ATP-dependent peptidase activity; serine-type endopeptidase activity. NCBI's taxonomy places the organism in Eukaryota, Oomycota, Peronosporomycetes, Peronosporales, Peronosporaceae. Gene Ontology annotation, biological process: chaperone-mediated protein complex assembly; protein quality control for misfolded or incompletely synthesized proteins; protein catabolic process. The record is from RefSeq and is a predicted model, not a curated record. Gene Ontology annotation, cellular component: mitochondrial matrix. Bases 1 to 2748 code for a protein of 915 amino acids.